Paramisgurnus dabryanus is the source of this 1287-nucleotide messenger RNA. The record is from RefSeq and is a predicted model, not a curated record. NCBI's taxonomy places the organism in Eukaryota, Metazoa, Chordata, Actinopteri, Cypriniformes, Cobitidae.
AUGCCUGCCAACCAAGAGCCUGUUCACGUCAUGCCUGCAAACCAAGAGCCUGCUCACGUCAUGCCUGCAAACCAAGAGCCUGCUCACGUCAUGCCUGCCAAACAAGAGCCUGCCCACGUCAUGCUUGCCAACCAAGAGCCUGCCCAGUCAUGCUUGCCAAUCAAGUGGAAAAAUGUAAGUGGAAAAAGGUGCCUGCCAAGCCAGAGCCUGCUCAAAACAGAGCAUGCUCAUGUCAUGCCUGCCAACCAAGAGCCUGUUCACGUCAUGCCUGCAAACCAAGAGCCUGCUCACGUCAUGCCUGCCAACCACAAGCCUGCUCACGUCAUGCCUGUCAACCACGAGCCUGCUCACGUCAUGCCUGCCAACCAAGAGCCUGCCCACGUCAUGCUUGCCAACCAAGAGCCUGCCCGCGCCAUGCUUGCCAAUCAAGUGGAAAAAGAGCCUGUUCACUUCAUGCCUGCCAACCAAGAGCCUGUUCACGUCAUGCCUGCCAACCAAGAGCCUGCUCACCUCAUGCCUGCAAACCAAGAGCCUGCUCACGUCAUGCCUGCCAACCACAAGCCUGUUCACUUCAUGCCUGCCAACCAAGAGCCUGUUCAUGUCAUGCCUGCCAACCAAGAGCCUGCUCACCUCAUGCCUGCAAACCAAGAGCCUGCUCACGUCAUGCCUGCCAACCACAAGCCUGCUCAUGUCAUGCCUGUCAACCACGAGCCUGCUCACAUCAUGCCUGCCAACCAAGAGCCUGCCCAUGUCAUGCUUGCCAAUCAAGAGCCUGCUCACCUCAUGCCUGCCAACCAAGAGCCUGCCCACGUCAUGCUUGCCAACCAAGAGCCUGCCCACGCCAUGCUUGCCAAUCAAGUGGAAAAAGAGCCUGUUCACUUCAUGCCUGCCAACGAAGAGCCUGUUCACGUCAUGCCUGCCAACCAAGAGCCUGCUCACCUCAUGCCUGCAAACCAAGAGCCUGCUCACGUCAUGCCUGCCAACCACAAGCCUGUUCACUUCAUGCCUGCAAACCAAGAGCCUGUUCAUGUCAUGCCUGCCAACCAAGAGCCUGCUCACCUCAUGCCUGCAAACCAAGAGCCUGCUCACGUCAUGCCUGCCAACCACAAGCCUGUUCACGUCAUGCCUGCCAACCAAGAGCCUGUUCAUGUCAUGCCUGCCAACCAAGAGCCAGCUCACCUCAUGCCUGCAAACCAAGAGCCUGCUCACGUCAUGCCUGCCAACCACAAGCCUGCUCACGUCAUGCCUGCCAACCAAGUGCCUGUUCACCUCAUGCCUGCAAACUAA